GUGGCAAAAGAUCAUUUUUUCCCCCUUACAUACAGAGAAAUAAAAUAAUGUUUCAUUUCUGAUAUACUUUUGUGCAAAAUCUAAUAAAAUAGACAUGAUUUUAUUUCAAUAUCCUUCCUGCAAAAUCCUUAGCUUACUUCCAAAGAACCAAAAUUAUUUCUAAUUAAUAAUUAAUAAACACAUAAAGCCAUGUCCACACCCCCCACUCUUAACACCAGAGAUCAGAGAUCCAAACCUUUUUUUACUUUCCUCUCUAUUUUUUAAGUCGUCGACACCGGCAACAAUGUCAAUCACCGCCGGCGGAAGCCGACCACAUGUUCUUGUAUUUCCAUAUCCAGCUCAAGGCCACUCUCUCGUACUCCUCGAUCUCACCCACCAACUCUCUCUCCGCAACAUAGCCAUAACCAUCUUGGUCACCCCCAAGAACCUUCCAGCUCUCCACCCACUUCUCACCGUCCACCCAACCAUCGAAACCUUAGUCCUUCCGCUUCCUCCCCACCCCAAACUACCUCCCGGGUUAGAGAACAUCAGGGAAAUCGGAGUGUGUGGAAACAUCGCCAUGGUCAACGCCUUGUCCAAGCUCCACGACCCCAUCGUAGAGUGGUUCAACUCCCACACCAACCCUCCUGUGGCCAUCAUCUCCGAUUUCUUCCUCGGCUGGACUCAGAAACUCGCCGAUCAGAUUAAGAUUCCGCGAAUCUGUUUCUUCUCCAACCGGGUUGCCAUAGCCUCAUUGUUUGACUACUGCUGGCGCAAUAUAAAGACAGUUCGCUCUUUACCGGUCGUCGAGUUCCAUGAGCUCCCGAAAUCACCUUCUUUCAAGCAGGAGCAUAUGCCUUCUAUAAUCCGGUUGUUCGACGAAUCCGAUCCCGAUUCGAGGAUGGUUAGACAUGGUUUCAUAGCAAAUGGUUCAAGUUGGGGACUUGUUUUUAAUAGCUUUGAUUUUUUGGAAGGCGAAUUUUUAGACCAUUUGAGAAUGAGAACGGGACACCAUCGAAGCUUCGGUGUGGGGCCAUUGAACUUGUUUACUUUACCUCAAAGUUUGGAACGGGGGAUACCGGAUAACAAUUUCCAUGGCUGCGGCGGUGAUGUUUUAAGCUGGCUUGAAGGGUGUGCUGAUGGAUCCGUGCUUUACGUUUGUUUCGGGAGUCAGAAAUUGUUGAAGAGAAAACAAAUGGAAGCUUUGGCUUCGGCACUCGAGCAGAGCAGGACUAGGUUUAUAUGGGUUGUAAAAACUGGUGUUACGGAACGAGAAAUGGAAGAAGGAUACGGCGUCGUUCCGGACGGGUUCGAAGAAAGAAUCCAAGGGAAAGGACUGGUGGUGAGGUCAUGGGUUCCGCAGCUGAUGAUACUGAAACACAGAGCGGUUUGGGGGUUUCUGAGUUAUUCGGGUUGGAACUCAUUAAUGGAAGGGAUAGCAGCUGGAGUGAUGAUAUUCACUUGGCCAAUGGAGGCUGAUCAUUAUCUGAAUUCUAAGCUUCUGGUGGACGAAAUGGGUGUUGCGUUAAAGGUCUGCGAAGGCGAUGAUGGAGUGCCUGACUCGGCUGAGUUGGGAAAGGUGAUUGAUGAGUCAAUGUGUAACGUGGAUAACCCACACAGAGUGAAAGUCAGAGAGAUGAGGGAUCAGGCUUUUGAAGCGGUAAGUGACACUGAGAGCUCAUGCAGGGAUUUGGAUCAGCUCGUCAAAGAAUUGCGCCUACUUUUAAAUUAAGGUGCUUAGAUUGACGUGAAAAAUAUGCUUCUGCUUAGCAAUAAAUGUUUAUAUAAAGAGAAUUCAUUGAACUGCAUCAUAUAUGUAAAAUAUAAUUAUAUUAUUCUAUUAUCCCAUUGAAUGAAAAUCUUCUUAUUCA
Molecule: messenger RNA, 1850 nt
Organism: Ziziphus jujuba (common jujube)
Lineage: Eukaryota; Viridiplantae; Streptophyta; Magnoliopsida; Rosales; Rhamnaceae
Product: UDP-glycosyltransferase 89A2
Exons: 1
Coding region: 284-1711 (475 amino acids)
Molecular function (GO): UDP-glycosyltransferase activity
Source: RefSeq, a predicted model, not a curated record